AUGAGGAACAAGAAGAGGUUCCAACAAAAGAAGAACAGGGGCGAUUGGCAGAGUAAACGGCCUAGAACAGCUGGAGUCACUCUGUGCCCUAAGUGUGGGAAAAAUCAUUUGGGGGAGUGUCUAAAAGAGUUCGGUCCGAAUAUCUGUUAUAGGUGUCGUCAGCCAGGGCACCUAAUGAGAGAUUGUAAAGCUCUUCCUCCACCAGCAGCACAGGCCCCUAGAGGCACGAAUGCCAGGGUGUUUACCGUGGCACAGGGUGAGGUAGAGGCCAGUCCUUCAGCUGUAACUGGUCAGUUAUUCUUUCAUACAUUUCCUCUUUAUGCUUUAAUAGAUUCUGGAGCCACGCAUUCCUUUAUGUCUCAUGGGAUGAUAGAAAGAUUGGGUCUGAAGCCUGUUGUGGUAGAUCAACCCAUUAGGAUAGAGUUACCCGAUGGGAUUAGUGUUUUGACCCGUGAGAUGCUCCCAGGAGAGUCUGUAAUGAUUCAUGGAAGAGAACUGUUAGUUGAUCUAAUAGUGUUUGAUAUGCCUGAUUUUGAUGUGAUAUUGGGGAUGGAUUUUCUAGGGAAGCCAUACUGUUCUCAUGAAGGGAUUUCGGUGGACCCUAGUAAGGUAGAGCAACUUGAGUGGCAAAGGCCGAAAUUGGUAAAAGAAGUGAGAAGUUUCUUGGGGCUAGCAGGUUAUACCAGCUUCGUAGCAGGGUUUGCCCAGUUGGCUAAGCCAUUGACAGCUCUUACCAAGCGAGAAUUCCUUUUAUAUGUCAACGGCUUGUGA
Messenger RNA from Pistacia vera, 771 nucleotides. RefSeq lists its product as uncharacterized. Lineage: Eukaryota; Viridiplantae; Streptophyta; Magnoliopsida; Sapindales; Anacardiaceae. Gene Ontology annotation, molecular function: nucleic acid binding; zinc ion binding. The transcript has 2 exons. The record is from RefSeq and is a predicted model, not a curated record. The coding region runs from base 1 to 771 and encodes 256 amino acids.